Messenger RNA from Anoplopoma fimbria (sablefish), 1847 nucleotides. RefSeq names its product GTPase IMAP family member 7-like. Lineage: Eukaryota; Metazoa; Chordata; Actinopteri; Perciformes; Anoplopomatidae. Gene Ontology annotation, molecular function: GTP binding. The transcript has 2 exons. The record is from RefSeq and is a predicted model, not a curated record. Bases 67 to 873 code for a protein of 268 amino acids.
CAAGUAGGACGGUCGUCUGGUCGAAAACUUUUACUCUUCACUGAUUUCUCUUCUAACAACAUUAAAAUGUCAAACAGAAGGAGAAUUGUCAUCCUGGGAAAAACUGGAAGUGGGAAAAGCAGCCUGGCUAACACCAUAUUUGGAGAUGAACUGUUCAAGAUUGGCCACACUGCCAACUCUGAAACUAGUAAAUGUGGAGCCAUAACAAAAUCUGUCAAUGGAAGAAACAUCACUUUGAUCGACACUCCUGGUUUCUUCGACACAGAUCGAUCUGAGGAGGAGCUGAAGUCUGGAAUAGUGAGGUGUAUCACAGAGUGCGCUCCUGGGCCUCAUGUUUUUCUCAUUGUGCUUAAAGUGGAGAGAUUCACAGAGCAGGAGCAGGCUGUCAUCGCUAAAAUAAACCAAUACUUUUCUGAAGAAGUUCUCAAGUUUGCGACAGUUCUCUUCACUCAUGGUGACCAGCUCGAGGAAGGACAGACCAUUGAGGACUUUGUCCGUGGUAAUGAACUUCUGAGUGAUCUGGUGAAGAAGUGCGGAGGCCGCUGCCAUGUCGUUGAUAAUAAAUACUGGAAGAACAACCAGCAGGAUGAAUACAGGAACAACCAGUUCCAAGUGAAGGAGCUGCUCAAAACAAUGGAAAAGAUAACUGAGGCAAACGGAGGAAGCUACUACACCAAUGAGACGCUACAAGCAGUGGAGGAAAAAAUAAAACAGGGGGAGGUGCUCAUUAGAAAGUCACCAGGAAAUAUGUCAGAGGAAGAGAUCAGAGAGAAGGCUAAAGACGGAGCAUAUGAUUGGCUUUUCGGACUGGCAGGUUUCACAACAACUAUAUUGUUAGGAUGUUUAUUUGGUUUUGUUUUGCUCAAAAGGUGACAAGAUAAAAUGCAGCUGAGGAAGCAGACACACCAGGGGAAGCAGCAAAGAAGGCAGUAAAGGCUGUCAUGAAUGAACACUAUCUGUCUUAAAUGCACAUUAUAAUACAGCCAAAGAUGAAACAGAAUCAAAACCAUAAAUUCACCACACUUAACCAUUGAGCUGAUCGUGUUCAUUCAUAUGUAAUAUGUAAUAGGUUGAAUGUCUUGCCUGAGCUUCAAACUUUAAACUCAAAAGCUUUUUCUUUUUUAUUAAUUAACCGUACAUACCUACUUACACUUACCUGUACUUAAGAUUUUAUAAAGUACAUAAAUGUCUGAUCCAUAAUGUUUAUACUUCAUGAUCCUUACCUAUAACAUGUUUUGGCUUUUUAUGCAAUUUGGAUUUGCUCUUGAUGUAUUUUUGUAUUUACUAUUUUGUGUUGCACAGCAAUUUGCCACGUGAUGAAAAAAGUUAUAUACUGUAGUGACCACUCACUAGCAGGACAAUAUUAGUUAGAAUUCACAGCGAGCUAGCCUUGUUGACGUUAUAUUUACUUGUUAGGUUUAUUCAACUACAUUACCCAUGACCGUUAGCGGGUUGAUGAGUUAAUGAUGCGGGACGGGGGAGCGCUUGUUUUUGUUGUCAGCGCGAAUGCAGAGUUUGUAAUAAAGCCGACGGUUAUUUUACAGGUCAAAUGGGAUAAUACUGUUUCUGAUCCUUUUCAUGUGGCGAAUGGGGUCCGUCAAGGAGGAAUAUUAUCCCCUAUUCUUUUUAAUGUAUAUAUUGAUGACCUUUCAAGACAGCUAAAUGAAUGUACAACAGGAUGUAUUGUGGGUGAUCAAGUUGUGAAUCAUCUCAUGUAUGCUGAUGACCUGGUUUUACUUUGUCCAUAUUCUGCUGGGUUACAAGAGCUGUUGAGGAUAUGUACACAAUAUGGAAGAGAAUUUGACAUCAACUAUAAUUCCAAAAAGAGUAAGGUUGUUGUGGUGAGA